Messenger RNA from Cucurbita moschata (crookneck pumpkin), 1615 nucleotides. Its product is annotated as elongation factor 1-gamma. Gene Ontology annotation, biological process: translational elongation. The transcript has 8 exons. Lineage: Eukaryota; Viridiplantae; Streptophyta; Magnoliopsida; Cucurbitales; Cucurbitaceae. The record is from RefSeq and is a predicted model, not a curated record. Gene Ontology annotation, molecular function: glutathione transferase activity; translation elongation factor activity. Bases 110 to 1348 code for a protein of 412 amino acids.
AAUAUAGUCUCUUACACACAACUAUAGUCUUUCCUCUCACUCUCGGAAGAACGCUAGCCUUUCACAGGUCAGAUCUGAUUUGUGAGGUAAACGUAUUUUCCGCGAAGCGAUGGCUCUGGUCCUGCAUUCUUGGAAGGCUAACAAAAAUGCUUACAAGGCUUUUAUAGCUGCUGAAUACAAUGGUGUCAAAAUUGACCUUUCUCCAGAUUUUGUCAUGGGCGUAACCAAUAAAAGUCCUGAAUAUCUGAAAAUGAAUCCUAUUGGGAAGGUUCCUGUGUUGGAAACACCCGACGGUGCUAUCUUUGAGAGCAAUGCUAUAGCUCGCUAUGUUGCUCGUUUGAAGGACAGCAGUUUAUUUGGCUCUUCCUCAAUUGACUACGGACAUGUUGAACAAUGGAUCGAUUUCUCCACAACGGAAAUAGAUGCUCAUAUUUCAACAAUUUUGAGGCCUAGAUUUGGAUAUGGUGUUUACCAUCCUGCUGUAGAAGAAGCUGCAAACGCUGCCCUAAAACGAUCUUUUGCUGCUUUGAACUCUUACCUUGCUUCAAACACAUUCCUUGUUGGUCAUUCUGUGACACUGGCUGAUAUCAUUUUGACAUGCAAUCUCUAUUUGGGAUUUACGUAUAUAUUGACUAAAAGCUUUACUUCCGAGUUCCCUCACGUCGAGAGGUACUUCUGGACGUUGGUCAAUCAACCAAAUUUCCAAAAGAUAAUUGGUGAGGUAAAGCAGACUGAUGCCAUUCCACCAGUGAAAACACCUGAAGAGGCUGCAGCAGCUGCCAAACCAAAGCCUGAGCCCAAGAAACAAGAAGAGAAGCCCAAAGCAGCACCUGCUGCAGAAGAGGAGGCACCAAAGCCGAAGGCCAAAAAUCCUCUCGACCUGCUUCCUCCCAGUAAGAUGAUUUUGGACGAGUGGAAACGUCUCUACUCGAACACUAAAACCAACUUCCGUGAGGUUGCAAUCAAAGGAUUCUGGGACAUGUAUGACCCUGAAGGAUACUCCCUUUGGUUCUGUGAUUACAAAUACAACGACGAGAACACAGUUUCAUUCGUGACUUUGAACAAAGUCAGCGGAUUUCUUCAGAGAAUGGAUCUUGCUCGCAAGUAUGCCUUCGGAAAGAUGCUCGUGAUCGGAUCAGAGGCUCCAUUCAAGGUGAAGGGGCUAUGGCUUUUCCGUGGACAAGAAAUCCCGCAAUUUGUGAUCGAUGAAUGCUAUGAUAUGGAACUAUACGAGUGGAAGAAGGUGGAUAUCUCGGACGAAGCCCAGAAGGAGAGGGUGAACCAAAUGAUUGAAGACCAGGAACCAUUCGAGGGUGAAGCUCUUUUGGAUGCUAAAUGCUUCAAGUGAGUAAUAGAGUAAAGCUAGCUUUCAGGUGGUGUGGUUGGGGCUUUGGACUAGAGGAGGGACGACUGACGUGUGAGGAAGGUUACCGUGGACGUUUUGAGUCGAUUUUGUCUUCUAUUUAUUUUCGGAGUCGAGGUGAACUUUCUUGUGCUUUCUAAUUGAACUUUACAUUUAUAUUUAGCUUAAGCUUAUGGGGUGCUGUUAUGAUUCUUGUUUACAUUUAAGUAUAAUUUUAACUUUCAUGAAGUGAAUUGUUGUUUUAGAUUGUUA